ACAGAGGCGCGCGCCGCCGCUCAGCCGAUGGGGGCGGCACACGGCUGCGUUGGGCCCGCUGAGAACGCCGCGCGCGCCGGCGGUCUUGCCGAGCUCGCCGCCGCAGCACCACCACCACUAGCAGCCGCUGCGACCACAGGUGUUCCGCUACCGAGGGCAGGCUUCGCUGCAAGGCAUCACGCUGUCGUCGAGGGCAACGCCGACGCGUAGGCGAGAAGAGGCGGCGAGAGGCGCUUUCCUGCGGAAACCGGAAGAGUUGUGAACGCUCAUUAGUCUCUGUUUUUCUCAAUAUAUCUUGCCCCACUUUCUCUCUGUCAUGACGUGCGCGUGAUCGAGACAUGCUUCGGACUUGGCACAGCGCGAUCGGCCCGAACCGCGGUGAUGACGGUGUCUGAGCCACCUCCUUCGAGGGACCUUGCUGUCAACAUGCGGCCAAGACCAGGAGUCGGAUACUGGGCCGCACUCCUUGUGUGCGCCACGCUGCUGCUCGUCAGUCCGGUGGCGUCGAGCCUCCACAUCCUGCACCUGUCGGUGCCGAAAUGGGUGCAGAACGGCACCGAGGACUCGGUGGUUCUCGACUGCGUGUACAACGCGAACCGCGAGGACGAGCACCUGGUGAUCAAGUGGUUCCUCAACGACGACCCGCAGCCCAUCUACCAGUGGAUCCCCGAGCUGAACAAGCGGUUCGUGUCGAGUCGGCUCAAGGACCGCAUCAACCUGGACUACUCGCUCACCAACGGCAACAGCUUCACCAAGUUCCGCGCGAUCAACCUGGUGCGGCCCACCACCGAGCUGAGUGGCCGGUACUCCUGCCACGUCAUGUCGCUCACGGGAGAAGACUCCGAGUCCAAGCUCAUGACCGUCUACGCUCCUCCCAAGAGGUUCGACUUCACCUUCGAGCGGGUGUCGGCGCACGUGACGAACCUGUCGUGCGAAGCGGACGGCGUGUUCCCGCAGCCGACGUUGUUCCUGUACCAGAGCAGCGGCCGGGACCCCGUGUCGCGACCCGUGGCCUCGGCGCCAGCGAGACUGGCUCCCCCAACUCCCGCUGAAGGCGCUGCCGGCUACCACGUGCGCCUGACGUAUGCGCUGGACAGCCGCACGCUGGACGCGUCUGGUCACGUGGAGUACGUGUUCGAGUGUGUGCUUGCCAUCCCGGAGACCAACUUUAGGCAGCAGCGGCGGCUAGAGUUUGAACCCGGACGAUUGGUUGGAGCGGCGAGCCGACUCCACACCGUGGACAUUUUGCUGAGGGUGCUGACAGGCGCACUCGCCCUGAUGGAUCUCGCAUAGCAACGGGCACGCGAGCAAGGGGGCUACGCCGUCUGAAUCAAAACCAAAGAACCAAGUAGGAGAACCGCGUGCAUUUCACAGAGUCGGCUGUAGAAAGACGUCCUCGCCAGUGACGCCGUCGCUAAAAAGAGAGCGGUGCCCGAAACGUCGGUCACCGCUCCCACUAUGUCACCCGUCACGGACAUCCAGGUCCACAAGCAUCAGUGCCUCCUGUUCUUCAGCGUGCAGAGCGCGAGCGUGUGUGUCGACGAUGCGUGAACCUCUGCGUGUGCACACGCGCGUGUGUGUGUAUGUGUGCGUGUGCGUGCUUGGGACUCGCUCGCUCCCCGUGACUAUGGACAGCAGCGCACACUCGAAACCUCAGAGCCCGCUUCACCGUUCGCUGCCCCGAUUCCCCUUACCCGCACCGCCGUUAUUCUUUCCCGAAUCGUGUCGCACUUUCUCGAGACUCCGCAUGGCACUUCCUCACGUUCCAGCACGUUGGCUGCGUCCCCGCUAACGACCGCACUUGCACAAUGUUUGUUCGAAAGCAACGCGUUCGAUUCAGUGAAUACGACGUGUAGUCUUUUAUCGCCGCUACUUUCGUGUUGCGGGAUAAACGUAAUGCUGUAGGGCGUAAUAUUUUCCUCCAGAGUCCGUUAUGGCAGCGCGAACGAAAGAUUCCACCUUGCCCUGGAAAUGAACGUAUGCCGAGGGUAAGAAAAAAAAAGAAAGCCGCGGGAUAGAUGCUGCUUAAGAGUGCGGUAACUGACAGGUAACGUAGUAAAAGGAAAAUUUCUGCAGGAAUGUUAUAUCACACAGUUCAAAUCAACGCUUGUGCGCCCCACAGAGCGCCUGUCGCAGAGUACGAAGAAGUGUUGGCCAUGUUUUUACUUAGAAGGUUUGAAAUUUUUUAGGCGCUUAGUGCUGUUUACCGUUUCUUUUGUAGCAAAUUACGGUCUGAGUUUCUGUGAAGGUGUGCUUUUUGUGAAGUAAAAGGAAUAGAAGAACUAACGGCUUGGUUUACUUAGUUGUCGUUCCAGUAAUCUUUUCGUGUGCAAUAAGCUUCAGCUAUAAUUCGCACCUCUGCAUUCUGAAAGACUCCUAUAGCGCACGGUAUAAUCACCAAGCAGGCGCCAUUGCCAAACGAAGUUUCUGAGAACAAAAAAAGAAUGGAAAACGAGCGUAGUCCAGAAAAAUACACGAGCGUUCAUACUACCGUAUCGUCCAUUGUAGCGCGACAAGAGAAUUUUCGCCUGGAAACAAAUGAAUUUUUUUUUAGGAACACAAUAUUGACUUAUCUUCGACUUACGCUUGCCACAGGGAAACGUUUUGUCAUCACCCCAUGUCCUAAGAAUGCUGUAUUUUGUAUGUUUCCGCAAGUUUAUAUGUAAAAGGUUCCUCCUAUAACAUGUUAUAAAAGUUUGUUCCCACCGA
Molecule: messenger RNA, 2709 nt
Organism: Dermacentor albipictus
Lineage: Eukaryota; Metazoa; Arthropoda; Arachnida; Ixodida; Ixodidae
Source: RefSeq, a predicted model, not a curated record